CAUUACGAGGUUUGUGUUGAGAAAUAUCAGUGUGAAGGUACAAAAAAGGAACAUAUUUCACAUAAAUUUCAUGGUCUGAAUAUCAAAACAGUUAAAAUGGCUGAUGUUGAAGAAAUAAUUUCGUCAGAACUAGCACAAGUUCAACAGAAGGCACCAAAUAUUGAAGGAGUAACUUUAGAAGCUGCUGUACGCAAUAUUGUUAGAGCAACUAUCAGAUUACAAGGUCUUAGAACAAUAACAACAUGUAUGCAGUUCCCAGCAGAAUACCCACAAGAACCUAUAGUAAUAGAAUUAAAGAGUAAAACAUUGCCUGAAAAAGUCUGUGAUAAAAUAACAAAAAUUUGUGAAGAGGAAUCAAAAAAAUGGCUCGGUCAAAAACAGGUGAUGUUAAUGAUCAACUUUGUGAAGGAAUUUUUAAUAGAAAACCCAUUAUGUGUUUGUAGUGAAGAAAUAUUAUCUGUGAAAAAGAAAUUACUAACAUCAGAUGACACUGUCGUAUUAAAACAAGCAACAUCAAAAGUUGUCUAUAGGAUAUCUCAAGAACAAUAUUUCAUGCAAUUUGUCUUAGUAGUGCCUGAAGAAUAUCCUAUAAAACAAGUCAAAAUUGAAUUAGAAGAUCAUAAUUUUCCAGAAAUAUUAAAAGUAAAUUUUAUAUCACAAGCAACAGAAAUAGCCAGAAAAUGUGUGCAACCUCCUAUAAAGAAAAAACCAAAGGAUCCGCCAUUUGAACCUCAGCCAUCAGUUUUACCAGUUGUUAAAUUCUUAGUAGAAUCAAUAAAGAAAUUUCCUGUGAUGUGCUGCCCUCUAUGUAAAGAAAGAGUUUUUCCACCAAAUCCAUUGCAACCGGUGACAGAUAAAAGAAGAAGAAUGGAGAAGUUGUAUUGUGGUCAUUUAUUCCACUUUAUUUGCUUGUACAAAUAUGUUAAAACGCCACCUUUCACUGGUAAGAUAUGUCCAGAUUGUGGCAAUGCUAUAUAUCAUGAUAAGUUUAAACUCUCACCUCAACUGAUGGAAGCUAGAUGGGCCCAUAAACAGGCUAGACAGAGAGAAUUGGAUGAAGUUGUAGACUUUUUAGAAUGAUAAACAUUAGGUUUUAAUUUUAAAAUUACUUUUAUUGGAUAAUGUAAAUUCAGAAACUUUUGCGUGCAUUUAUUAUUACAAUUUUGCUGAUAAGACAUAUGAUUUUGAGAAAAAUCCUGUUCAUUUUAAAAAGUUUGAAAUGCGAGUUGAAGUUAUUUCGUUUUCAACUCUGUCGCAUUUUUAAAAUAAAAAAACUCAUAAUAAUUUCUGAAUUUACAGUAUGCUAUGAUAUGAUGAAAUCCGUUUCAUAUACUUCUAUUUAUAAGGUGUUUAUGAAAUGAAAUUAUGACCAUUUUUUUUACUCUUAAAAUAUUAUAUUUGUCAAUAUGGAUUUCUGUGAUCAUUAGAAAAAAUGCCAAAGAAAAAAAUACAAAUGGUCUAUCGUUAUAAAAUUAAGGAGAUAUGAUAUGAUUGCAAAUCAGACAACUCUCUACCAGAAACUAAAGGAAGUGACUGCAUUGCCUUCAACCAUGAGAAAAAACAAUACUGUAUACUGUGGAUUCGCUUAUUUUCUUGGGUACCAAUUUUCAUGUGUUGAGGAAAACUUACAUUUUUGUGGAUAUUUGAUUUGGUGGUUUCCCAAAAGUCUACAUAUAAUCAUACAGCAAAAUUAUGAUCUGUUGGACAUUUAAAUUCGUAGUUUCCUUGUACCCACUUCAUCCACUAAAAUUGGUAUCCAACGAAUAAUAAUGAAUCCACAAUAAAAAGGGCACAACUUGUGAAACUGAACAAGAACAUCAACAGCCAAAUUAUUUCACAAAUAUCACAAACAUGAACAAAUGGCAAUCACUGUAAUGUAGGCUCCCAACUUGAAACAUUUUUGUGAGUGCUAACCUGUGACAGUGGUGGAAAAGCACAACAUAAGAACAAACUCUUAAGAACAUUUCUGUGAUCAGGGAAAAAAAACAAAUCAUGUAUCUUUUAUCAUUUUUACUUUCAAUAUGGGAACCUUAGGGAGACAUAAAAAAAUCAAUGAAAGAUAAAAAAUGGUUUGGGGGUUGGGGGUUAAAAUUGCUGCAAGUUUUGUUUUUAAUUGACAUAGAUUUUAUAUAUAUCCUUUAAUUGGUCAACCAAUUUUUCCCAAAUUAAGUUAAGAGGGGGGUACAGGGUCAAUGAAAAAACUAUAUGGAUUAAUUUUUUUUAUCCUACAUUGAACUUUUGAUGUCGGCCCUUAGCAGUCAGGACAUCAUUAAAGGAUUUCCUGAAUGAAAGCAUUUGGUAAAAUAAAUGUACCAUGUAUUUUAUGAGAUAAAGAAAGGAACUGUACUUAUCGGAUUGCUUGAGACCAUCAUUUAAUGUUAAGUAUUUUACCAUAUUUGUUUGUAAAAAGUUUAAUACCUCAAUUGUUUAUUCUCAAUUUUAAGUGUAUUGAAUAUGCCAAUAUGCAACAAAUUCAGAACUCUUUAGCUAAUGAUUUGUUUACAUUUACGAAUCUCAUGGUCAUGUAUAUUCAUGCAAAAUGUUAAUCUAGAAUUGUUUGUUAUUUAUGUAUGGAAAUUUUUGUAUGAAUUUUUCAUACAUAGAGGAUAACUAGUUUUCUGCUUUGCACAGCAAUGACUUUAAAGAAAUAAGUAUGCAGAAAUAAUGAGCACCAUAUUUUGUGCAUUUUGAAUAUGACAAUAAAAAAUUUAUACAAAAACCUUUUAAGUAACAUCCUUUAAAAAAUCACUUAACAGUUGUCUAACAGAUAUUAGUCUUUUUUAUUUUGAGUUAAAGAUUGCACGAAAUGCAUUCAAAACCUUAUAGGACUGACUUGAUAGCCAAAUCUUCCAAGGCUCAUCACUACCUUUUUGAUACACAAAACAUAGAGUAUUGAUCAUCACAUUCUAACUUCUAUACAUCCUAUCCAUGAAUAUUUCCAGAAAUUUAACGAUAUAAUAUACGCUCAGACAUUCAAGACACAAAAUGAUGUUACACUUGUCAAAAAAAUUACAUUUUGCAAGUUACAGGAAUCUAAUAUCUGUUCUAAAGCAUUUUUAAAGUCAUCUUUAAAAGAAUUGGAGUUAUCUUCCUUUGUUUAGAAUUGCUCUUAAAACAACUACAACCAAUGCAAUAUUUAAUUUUACUUCCCUCUGAAAAAUUGAAGCAAUGUUUACCAUUCAGUGCUUAUAAGCACUUUGUUUGAAUUGUGUAUUUUAAAAACAUAUUAGCUUUAGACCUCCAAACUUCUUCUAUUUAAUGCUAAACUGCAAAAGCUUCCAAAUUGAAAUUAUAAAAGAUAAAAGAUUUCAAUUAAGAAAGUGAAUUAUUUUUCUGCGUGGCAGAUAACUAGAUUUAAUAAAAUAAAAGGUUUUGAUAUAUUAAUAAAAGAAAUGAUUAGUAUAUAUGUCAUUUGUUUACAGUAUCCAUCAAAGCAAUGAAGUAAAAUAAACAUAUUGAGCUCAACUUAUUUAAGAUCAUUUUGUGCAAUGGAUUGUAAAUGAGGCCUCAAGGAUCAAUUUUAAUCAAAAUGUUCUUUUUGUCACGGUCGCUGAGCUACAAAUAUGUUCAUAAAUUUGAAGCUUUUUGAAAAAGCUAAUAUUUGUUAAGAAGUUAAAUGUUAAAUGUGAAUUAUAUCUGAAUAUUGUAUUUAUAUAUGUCAGACCACAGUGUAAAUGAGAUGUCAUCUAAAUGAUUGUAAAAUAUCAGAAAUUGUAGUACUGUUGAUUCAUUUAUUUACAAGGAUAUCAAUUUAACUAGAUACAGAAACAUAGUAUGCAGAAAAUUUAUACCAUGUGGAACAAUUGAUUUUAUUGUCUCUUAUACCACCAAAUGCAUGAAAAAUUACAUCCCCCAUAAAAUAAGUGAAUCCACAGUAUUUGUCAACAUUUAUGUGUUAAAUGUAGUACACGUAGAAUCUCUAUAUAUUACAUAUAUAUGUUAAAUUUUUAUUUGUUUAUAUGAUUAAUAUUGUAAGCUUAAUAUAUGAAUGUGAAUGUUUGCAAAAGGAAUGAAUUUGUUAUAAUGGUUGAAUGUUAUUGAUUUGCUGCUUGUAUACUGUAAGUUCAGAAAUAAUUGCAUGCAUUUAUUAUUGCGAUUUUGUUAUUUUAAAUUAAAUUGCGAUUAUAUUUUUUGUGAUAUUGAGAAAAAUCCUGUUUAAUUCAUAAACUAAAAAUUUUGAAUUGCGAGUUCAUAUUAUUGUGAUUAAAAUGCUGUUGCAUUUUCCACAAUAAUAAAAACAUUGCAAUAAUUUCUGAAUUUACAGUAUGUUUUUAAGGUUAUCAUCACUCAUUAUUUUUAAUUACAUCAUCAACUUUACCCGAUUAAACAUGGCUGAAAUAAAGAACUAACAAAACUAUCAAACUAUAAGGUAAAUUAAAAAAGGUGAAAAUCUAAAAAAACAUAAUGAUAAAAUUAAACCUUUAUCUAUAUAUAGUAACCAACUGAAGGGAUGGAAAUGGACUGUAUUUUUCCUGACUUUGUACAAGAAUUUUUAAAGAAAAUAGUGGGAAAAAUCUGGUUUUAUAGCUAGCCAUACUUCCCACUUGUAUGACCAAAGAUAAUUGUAAUACACCUGGUUCAGCUAAAUAAGAAUUGGCAUUUGAAAUUCUGUGAUUGCAUUAUUCAUAAUUAGAAUUCAUGUUUUUGUUUGCUGUACAAUAUGUGAAAUCAAAAAUGCAUGCAAAUUUCUAGGUAACCCAUUACAAAGAUAGAACUGUACAUGAAGCUAUUUUUAGCCAUGUCCAAUUAGGUGAAAAUAAGAUGUAAUAAUCAUUAUUUUAUUUGUAAAAAUCACAAUACAUUGUAUUAUUAAAGCCAAUAUCAUAUAUAUUGUAAAACUGCAAGAAGUGACAAUAAUAAAACUGUUAUAUUGUAUCUAG
This is a messenger RNA of Mytilus trossulus (common blue mussel), 4880 nucleotides long. RefSeq lists its product as uncharacterized. Gene Ontology annotation, molecular function: protein binding. Bases 97 to 1080 code for a protein of 327 amino acids. NCBI's taxonomy places the organism in Eukaryota, Metazoa, Mollusca, Bivalvia, Mytilida, Mytilidae. The transcript is spliced from 8 exons. The record is from RefSeq and is a predicted model, not a curated record.